Molecule: messenger RNA, 1214 nt
Organism: Hemiscyllium ocellatum (epaulette shark)
Lineage: Eukaryota; Metazoa; Chordata; Chondrichthyes; Orectolobiformes; Hemiscylliidae
Product: C-X-C chemokine receptor type 2-like
Exons: 2
Coding region: 45-1214 (389 amino acids)
Biological process (GO): G protein-coupled receptor signaling pathway; immune response; neutrophil chemotaxis
Cellular component (GO): membrane
Molecular function (GO): C-X-C chemokine receptor activity
Source: RefSeq, a predicted model, not a curated record
AGGUCUGACAGCAUCCAAGGAGCAGGAAAAUUGACGUUUUGGGCAUGAGCCCUUCUUCAGGAAUGAGGAAGGAAAUGGACGUGAAGACAUUUGAUUUGGAGGAUUUUAACUUGAGUGAUAUAUUUGAAGAUUAUACCAUUUCCUAUGAUUACGUUUUUGAUCCAGACAUGUCACCCUGUACUUCUGUCGUGAAUGAGUCAAUCAACACGAUUCUGGCUGUUAUCUAUAGCCUGGUAUGCUUCCUCGCUGUGACAGGGAAUAUAAUUGUAAUGAUUGUCCUACUUUAUAAUCGACGGACCAUAUCAUCCACAGACAUCUACCUGCUUCAUCUGGCAGUGGCUGACCUGCUCUUUGCCAUGACCUUGCCUUUUUGGAUUGCAGAUGCUGUAUCCGGCUGGGUGUUUGGUGAUGCCAUGUGUAAAAUUAUCAGCAUGUUACAGGAGGUUAACUUCUACAGUGGGAUUCUGUUUCUGGUUUGCAUUAGUAUCAAUCGUUAUUUGUCCAUUGUCUACGCUACACAGGCCCGCAAGCAAAAGAAACCUUUUCUAAUUAAGCUGAUUGUUGCCGCUGUUUGGUUAGUGUCUAUUGCUCUGUCUUUACCAGUUUUGUAUAAGGGCGAAUAUAUUCAUUCUGGUCGAGUCAUGUGUUAUGAGUUACUCGAAGGUGAAUCAGCUGAAACAUGGAGAAUAGCCACAAGGCUUUUGCAGCAUUUUGUUGGGUUUCUGAUCCCAUUGGCUGCCAUGAUUUUCUGUUACAGUGUAAUGAUCCUGAAACUGUGUCAAACAAAGGGAUUCCAGAAACAGAAAGCUAUGAAGAUCAUUAUUGCCGUGGUGCUGUCCUUUGUAAUUUGUUGGCUGCCGUACAAUAUAACUGUGCUCGUUGAUACACUGAUGAGAAGCAAACUCAUUACUGAAACUUGUGACCGGCGCAAUCAUAUUGACAGAGCUCUGUCUGCAACUCAAAGUUUGGGUAUCCUGCACAGUUGUAUUAAUCCAAUCUUAUAUGCAUUCAUCGGAGUGAAAUUCAGGAGGAACCUGUUGAAAGUCUUUGUCAAGAAAAGGAUCAUUAAGCAAACAAUUAUGCCAAAGUACAGGAGAUCUGUAUCUUCAAUCACUGAAUCUGGAUUAAUCUCAACUAGUAUGCACAUUGCUUCUGAUGAAAAUAUCAGGUCAGCCAGCAAGACAGCAGAUAAUAAACAUGAAAUAAAGUUUUAA